Messenger RNA from Penicillium samsonianum, 3678 nucleotides. Its product is annotated as putative NF-X1 finger and helicase domain protein. The transcript has 3 exons. Gene Ontology annotation, cellular component: nuclear RNA-directed RNA polymerase complex. The record is from RefSeq and is a predicted model, not a curated record. Gene Ontology annotation, molecular function: metal ion binding; helicase activity. Gene Ontology annotation, biological process: regulatory ncRNA-mediated heterochromatin formation. Lineage: Eukaryota; Fungi; Ascomycota; Eurotiomycetes; Eurotiales; Aspergillaceae. The coding region runs from base 1 to 3678 and encodes 1225 amino acids.
AUGGACUCCCAAAGGAUGUGCCGUAACUUCGCCAGAGGCAAUUGCCAAUGGAAAAACUGCAAAUAUGCUCAUGUGAGCAAUGGCCAUAGCCGCAGUCCAACAAUCCCAACCAGCCAGAUCCAACACCCUGAGCCGCUGCCCCGACGAGCUUGUGGCUUGCCAAAUGCAGACAAAGCGUUCCAAGCAUGGCAGGGCAGUAUUCCUCUACGCACGACGGCCAUUCGUCCCUCCUCCGGAAAGAAAACGACUAUCUUCCGGAAAGCGAGGGAACUGAUUGAAUCUGACGCCAGUAUACGACAAGAAGUCAUCCGGACAUUGGCGAGUGAGGAUGGCUUGCGCCUAGUCUUGGACCUUGUUCAAGAAAAUUUCGAAGACAUGGAUGCCCCAACGAGAGACUUGAUUUUCAAGACUCAAGUGCUACCAUUUCUAGAGACAGUCUCAAAUUCCGAGGUUAUAUCCUCUCUGGUACUGGAGCAGGCAGUGGGCACAAUCUACAAUGUCUUGUUUGGAAUCGAUGGAUCUAGAGCAGCGCGAUGGCUCAAUUUCAUCUGUGGCGUUCUCGAAAUCGACACCACCAACGAAGGCAGUGCCAUGUUACUGGAGGCAUCGCUACACACAUUCUCUCGCAUCGCGGACCUGAACUCUACGGCUCCUAUCCAGGACUGCCUGCAUGCCGUGGCACAGAGAUUCGAAACUGUGCUCACCUCGAUGAGUACCAAGAACGGCAUGGGCAGUAGACUUUAUCAAUCUCGGCAGCACCUUGACCGUCUUCUUCAGCGCAUGGAGACUGGGAAGUUGCUCCCAACAGGUACACCAGAGAAGAAAGUCAAGAAUGAAAACAAUGUCGCUUUUGUCCCCAACCGCGAGACCCCCGGUGGCAGACACAACAAUGACUUUGACGAUAUCUGCCAGAUUAAGAUCAUGCCCAGCUUUGAAGAAAUCUGCAGCCUUCGGGGGGAGUACUUGCCCGUCAAUAAUCCACUUCAAUGGCAUAUUGAUGGUAUCGACGGAUUGCUAGAUCGAAACUUUCGGUUGUUGCGAGAAGACACCGUCGGUCAACUUCGGGAUGCAAUCCACCACGAACUGAGUCCGCGUGCCCAGCAAUCACAAUUGCGCAAGUUCGUAUAUCCUAAGUCCUUCGUGGUCAAUCUCGAGUUCAAUUGGCUUUCGGGCCUUUACUUCGAAGUCGACUUCCCUCAGCCUGCUGGAGUAACAAACUACACACCCAUGGCCCGAGAGAUGUGGUGGCAGAACUCAAAACGUUUACAGCCUGGCGCGCUUGUGUGCCUCAUCAUUCAAAAAGAUGUGGUGUUGUUUUGCACCGUGACACAUCGUGACAUGUCACCCAGGCGCAAAAGGGAUAAUGUCCCCCCACAGGAUCACCUCCCCCCACAGAACAAAACAGAGCCAAAAACGUUGUGGAAGAGCUCCACGAGAGGCUCGGUUAUGUUGAUGUUGGUUGAUUCUCGGUACACCAACACUCAAGUCGUUCUAGACCUUUUUAGUCCCAAAAAACCUACUAUGUCUCUGGUGGAGUUUCCAGGAGUCAUUCUUCCAGCAUUUGAACCGGCGCUGCAAGCACUUCAAUCGAUGAAGAUGGCACAAAAUCUACCUUUCUCAGAUCUGUUUGUCCCGUGGGCCUCUGACGAUUUCAACAUAUCCGACAUGGCCCCUGCAUUGUAUGCUUCGCAGCCUGGCUUUGCAUUCAAUCUCCGCUGCCUCAUGAAGGAUGAUACCAAUUUCUACGUCCGCGUUAAUCAACCAUCUGACGUGAAAUACGUACAGGAUCAUUCAACCCUGGAUGGUGCACAGGCUCAUGCAUUGAUCAGUUGUUUGAAGCGAAAGCUCGGUUUGAUCCAAGGGCCACCUGGUACCGGUAAGAGCUACACUGGUGUGGCUCUUGUCAAAGUGUUACUGGCAAACAAAGAAGCCACCAGAGGAAGAUUGGGGCCCAUAUUAUGUGUCACUUAUACCAAUCAUGCCCUUGACCAACUUCUUGAGGCUUUACUGGACAACAAUGUGACGUCGCAAAUUGUUCGUAUUGGAUCCCAGUCUAAGUCGGAGAGGCUGGACAAAUUCAACCUUCAGACUGUUGCGAAAGAUACAACAAGAACAAAGAUGGAGAAGAAAGAAAGAUGGAGCACAGCUGAGAGACUCUCAUUGUGUGAGGAUGGCUUUCACGCCCUUGACCUGAAAAAAGAAGUCUCCAUUGCUCGUCUCAAGUCCUAUAUCCAGCGGACAAGCCCCAGCCACCACGAUCAGCUAUUUUCACUGGUCCAGGAAGAUGGUUUCUUGGGAGUAAAAAUCGACAGCCCCCAGACCGCAAUCACCUCUUGGCUUGAUUCAGGAGCCAAAGACAGUGCUCGUGCACGACCCGUGGACCAACUCAAGAACAUCAAUGUUUUCGAGAUGUCUCGAAAAGAACGACAGCAUCUUUACAACCACUGGUGUCGUGAUUAUCGGGCAGAAGUGAACGAAAAAGUUCGGCAAAUCAUCACAUCACACAAGGCUGCAAAACAGGGGUAUGAUAGCGUCCAAGACGAGAUGCACCUUCGCUGCCUGGUUGAAGCAGAUGUCAUUGGCGCCACCACGGCGGGACUUGCUCGCAGACUUGAUAUGUUCCGAAGACUUCCAUGCAAGUUCAUGCUGUGCGAAGAGGCUGGUGAAGUUCUUGAAUCACAUCUCCUUACGGCGUUUAUUCCUUCUGUUGAGCAUGCAAUCCUCAUCGGCGAUCAGCAGCAGCUUCGCCCUCAGGUCCAAAAUUACGAUCUUUCUAGCGAGAAUCCUCGGGGUGGUGCGCAAUACUCACUCGAUAUCUCCUUGUUUGAAAGACUGGUGAGCACAAACAAAAGCCCUAUGGACUGUGGAGCUCCUUUCAGCACACUGGAAACUCAGCGGCGAAUGCAUCCAUCUAUCGCUCGGCUGAUUCGUGAAACACUGUAUCCAAAGUUGAAGGAUGCUCCAUCUGUUUCGGAGUAUCCGGAGAUUAUGGGGAUGCGGAAAAGAUUAUUCUGGUUGGAUCACCGGCAGCGAGAGGGAGGAUCUGACGCCGAUGCCAUGUCAACCUCUCACUGGAACAAUCAUGAAGUCGAUAUGACCGUUGCGCUGGUCAACCAUCUUAUUCAACAAGGUGAAUACAAGCACGGAGACAUUGCGGUGUUGACUCCAUAUCUGGGUCAACUCUACCGACUACGAAAACGGCUCGAUGAACUCUUUGCCAUUAUAGUAGGGAACCGUGAUCGAGAGGAUCUCAAGCAGGCGGGUUAUGCGGAUUUUGAAACCAAGGAGAAGCCCACGAUCAAAGCAGCCUUGUCACAGACUCUUCGCGUGGCCACCGUAGACAAUUUCCAAGGUGAAGAAGCAAAGGUUGUUGUGAUAUCUCUAGUCCGAAGCAACGCAAAGAACCAAUGCGGCUUCCUACGCACUUCCAAUCGAAUCAAUGUUCUGCUGUCACGAGCACAACACGGCAUGUACAUCAUCGGCAAUUCAGAGACCUCAAUCCAUGUUCCCAUGUGGGCUCAAGUCAUACACCGAUUGCGGUCUCGACGCCAGAAGAUUUUCCAAAGUUCUCUCCUGAAGGAGGUUGUGACCUGCGCUGUGUCAACCGGCUGGGCUGUGGACAUGCCUGCGCCCAAAAAUGCCAUUCGGAUGUUCUUCACAACGCUGUCUUUUGCCUAG